CGGACCGUGGGGCGGGGUCACGUGGGGCGACGCGCGCCGGCUGCCGGGAGCUGGCUCGGCCGAGAAGGUCCGGCCCGUCGCCGGGGAUGGGGACUGGGACGUCGGUCGCGUAGGAGCCAUGCCACCGGGUCCCCGGGUCUUCCCCGCUCCUCGCCCCGGCCGCCGCGCCCCGCGUCCUCGCCGGGAUGGUGAACCUGGCGGCCAUGCUGUGGCGCCGGCUUCUGCGCAAGAGGUGGGUGCUCGCCCUGGUCUUCGGGCUGUCGCUGGUCUACUUCCUCAGCAGCACCUUCAAGCAGGAGGAGAGGGCAGUCAGGGACCGGAAUCUCCUCCAGAUUCAAGACCAUGAGCAGCCCAUCCCGUGGAAGGUGCAGUUUAACCUGGGCAACAGCAGCCGGCCAAGCAAUCAGUGCCGAAACUCCAUUCAAGGGAAGCACCUCAUCACAGAUGAGCUAGGCUAUGUCUGUGAGCGGAAGGACUUGCUGGCCAGCGGCUGCUGUGACAGCAGUGUCCCCAGCACGAAGCAGUUCUGCUGUGAUGGCUGCCUGGCCAACGGCUGCUGCGGUGCCUACGAGUUCUGUGUCUCCUGCUGCCUGCAGCCCAGCAAGCAACUUCUCCUGGAGCACUUCCUCAACCGGGCAGCCGUGGCCUUCCAGAACCUCUUCCUGGCGGUUGAAGACCACUUCGAGUUGUGUCUGGCUAAAUGCAGGACCUCCUCCCAGAGUGUGCAGCAUGAGAACACCUACCGGGAUCCCAUAGCCAAGUACUGCUACGGAGAGAGCCCACCCGAGCUCUUCCCUGCGUGACGACGGACAGCUGGGCAGGAGGCCCUGAGGCGCUCACCGGGGCCCACUCUAGCACACAGGCGGUCCACUGGAGGAGCCAGGUGGCGCCAGGAUACCAGGACACCUUCGCCUCGGCCUCGCGUAGUGUCGCCAGGCUCUGCUCACCAGGAGGCAGUACCAGGUGGAACUCUUCAGUCCGGCAGCCGAGAGCCUGGGCUGGCCCUGUGGGAGAGAAGCUGCAGGCUGGGCUGGAGCAACGCUGGCCGCUGCAGGACGCGGCCCAGGCCCCUGCGCAGGGACCGGGACCUUGGGGCUGUCCGGCGUCCACUGCCAUUGUGACCCAGGCCCUUUCAUGAUACAUUUAUUUAUUGGAUUUCUUUGGAAUGGUGGGAAAAAUACAGUGUUUGGUAUAGGACACUGGCUUGCCUUUCUAGUUGAAUAUACUCCAGGAAAUUACUUUUGUUGUUUCUGAGUUUCAUGAGCUGUCAUCCAUUCACCCAGAUAAAAUGGUUUGUCGCUUA
Chinchilla lanigera (long-tailed chinchilla) is the source of this 1303-nucleotide messenger RNA. It is a transcript of the gene Spring1, whose product is annotated as chromosome unknown open reading frame, human C12orf49. The transcript has 5 exons. Gene Ontology annotation, biological process: positive regulation of SREBP signaling pathway. Bases 186 to 803 code for a protein of 205 amino acids. Lineage: Eukaryota; Metazoa; Chordata; Mammalia; Rodentia; Chinchillidae. The record is from RefSeq and is a predicted model, not a curated record.